UGAGGCCUCCGCUCUGGGAUCGUGAGGUCCCUACCUUUUUGUCAGUGGUAGCUGGGCUGAGUUCCUCGCGUGCAGGCCCUUCUGAGUUUUCUGGACGUACUCUCUGGAUCCUCAAUAAACUGGUGAUCGAUUUAGGGGAAAAGAAGCCUCACUGGAGAGCAGAGGCACGUUCUAGGCAGGAUUUUGCCUUCCCAUGAACGGCAUAACUCAGCACUCUGCAAAUUUCCAGAAGUUGGAUAAAAAAUGACCACAUUCAAGGAGGCGCUGACAUUCAAGGAUGUGGCUGUUGUCUUCACCAAGGAAGAGCUGAGGUUGCUUGACUCUGUGGAAAGGAAGCUGUACCGAGAUGUGAUGCGGGAGAACUUCAGGAACCUUCUCUUAGUGGGGCAUCAAUCAUUCAACCAAGAUACAUUCUACUCCCUCAGGGAAGAACAACUUUGGAUGACAAAGACAGCAACCCAUAGAGAAGGGAAUUCAGGAGACAAGAUCCAAACUGAGUUGGGGACUAUUCCAGAAGCAGAACCACAUGAGGCGUUAUCCUGCCAGCAAAUCUGGGAACAAAAUGCAAGUGACUUAACAAGGUCUCAAGACACCACAAUAAAUAGCUAUCAGUUCUCCAAACAAGGUGAUGUCCCCUACCACUUUGAGGCAGGGCUUUCUGUUAUUCACAUAGGACAGAAAACUUACCAGGGUAAUGAAGAUAAACAAUUCUUCAAUGAUGUCUCCAUCUUUGAUGUUCAUCAGCAAUUAUACUCAAGAGAGAAGUCUCACACAUGUGAUGAGUGUGGAAAGAGUUUCCGUUACAGAUCAGUUCUUCUUAUUCAUCAGAGAGUCCACAUGGGAGGCAUGGGAGAGAAACUCUAUAAGUGUUAUGUGUGUGGUAAGGAAUUCAGCCAGAGCUCACAUCUGCAAACUCAUCAGAAAGUCCACAUUGCAGAGAAACCAUUCAAAUGUGAGCAGUGUGGGAAAGUCUUCAGUCGUAGAUCGGGACUUAAUGUUCAUUGCAAAUUACACACAGGGGAGAAACCUUACAAUUGUGAGGAAUGUGGAAGGGCCUUCAUUUAUGCGUCACUGCUUCAGGAACAUCAGAGAAUUCAUACUGGAGAGAAACCAUUCAAAUGUGAGAUAUGUGGUAAGAACUUCCGGGUUAAGUCACGACUUAAUAGGCAUUUCAUGGUUCACACAGGAGAAAAACCAUUCCGGUGUGAUACAUGUGGUAAGAGCUUCUGUGUUAGGUCACUACUUAAUAGACAUUCCAUGGUUCACACAGGAGAAAAACCAUUCCGAUGUGAUACAUGUGGUAAGAGCUUUCACCAGAGAUCAGCACUUAAUAGUCAUUAUGUGGUCCACACAGGAGAGAAACCAUUCCAAUGUAAUACAUGUGGUAAGAGCUUUCAUCAGAGAUCAGCACUUAAUAGUCAUUGUGUGGUCCACACAGGAGAGAAACCAUACAAAUGUGAGGAGUGUGAAAAAGGCUUCAUUCGUAGGCAGGAUCUUUUUAAGCAUCAUGUGGUCCACACAGGAGAGAAACCAUACAAAUGUGAGGAGUGUGGAAAAGGCUUCAUUCGUAGGCAGGAUCUAUUUAAGCAUCAUGUGGUCCACACAGGAGAGAAACCAUAUAAUUGUGAAGAAUGUGGGAAGAGCUUCAGAUGGUCCUCAAGUCUGUCAAGACAUCAGCGAGUCCACAGUGGAGAAAAACCAUUUAAAUGUGAAGAAUGUGGGGAGGGAUUUUAUACAAAUUCACAACGCUAUGCCCAUCAGAGGGCCCACAGUGGAGAAAAGCCAUACAAAUGUGAAGAGUGUGGGAAGGGCUACAAAUGGAGGUUGGAUCUUUACUCUCACCAGAAGGUCCACACAGGUGAGAAACUUUAUAAUUGUAAGGAAUGUGGGAAGAGCUUUAGUAGGGCCUCAGGUCUUUUGAAACAUCACAUAGUCCACACUGGAGAAAAGCCAUAUAAAUGUGAGGAGUGUGGUAAAGGCUACAUUAGUAAGUUUAAUCUUGAUAUGCACCAGAGGGUCCAUACUGGAGAAAGACCUUAUAACUGUAAGGAUUGUGGGAAGAGUUUUGCCUGGGCUUCAUGUCUUUUGAAACAUCAGAGACUUCACAGUGGAGAAAAACCAUUCAAAUGUGAAGAAUGUGGGAAAAGAUUUACUCAGAAUUCACAACUUCAUUCCCAUCAGAGAGUCCACACUGGAGAAAAGCCAUACAAAUGUGAGGAAUGUGGGAAAGGCUUUGGCUGGGCCUCAACUUGUCGGACCCAUCAGAGACGACACAGCAAAUAAACACCACUGAAAUGUGAGGAUUAUGGGAAGGACUACGUGCACAGUUCUUACUUUAAAGUCCAAGAUAAAGUUCAUGGUGUAGAAAAGCCAUAGAAACAUGAAGGACUGUGUGAAGGGCUACAACCAGCUCUUGAAUCUUGGUACACAUCACAGAGUCCACAUGGGAGAGAAACCGUAGAAGUGUGGGGAGUGUGGUAUGUGUUUCAGUGUAGCCUUCAACUUCAUCAAAGUGUCCACACUGAAGAGAUACUUUAGUAAUGUGAUGUGUGUGAUAAAGUCUUCAUUUAUUCUUCAUGAAUACAAUCUCAUCUGAGAGUUCACAAAGGGGAAAAACAGUAAAAUGUGGGACAUGUAGUAAGCUCUUCAUUUUGAGUUCAUAUCUUAUCAUUUAUCAGAGAAUCCAUGUUGAUCAAUUUUUUGUUGUUGUUGAUCAGUUUUAUCCAGUCUUGUAAGAGAUACAUCAUUUGUUAUGUUAGAGUCAGUGUUUCUGCCGCAGCUCAGCAUACCCCUGUGGUCUCAGGACCAUCAUAGUGAAGAAUUGUGGUAAGUGGUGCAUAAAGCUUCAUUCAGUUUAAUGGCUGUAGUUGUCAUUCAGGAGACAGGCCUUAGAAAGGAUGAGAGUUCUCUCAGCUAUUUAGAAAACUCUAAUGAUGAACACACCAAAAUUUACUUCCACUGGAAUGUAAGCUACAUGUUUCUGCGCUGCUGAAUCUUCAAGUUAAUAUUGAUUAGUACUUCGUAUAUGUGUUCAGUACUCAUUUUGUUUUUUAUUUCAGAAUAUUGUGGGCGUACUAACAUUUUGGUUACAUGAAUUGAUUUUGUACAGUUUGACUCAAAGUUAUUAAGUGUGCCCAUCACCCAGAUGGUAUGCAUUGUACACAUCAGGUAUGAACUUAUCCAUCCCCUCUCUCCUCUCCUACCUGUUUGAUUUCCAUUGAGUUUAACUUUGACAUGUGCACACAAGUGUUGAUCGAUUAGCUCCAAUUUAAUAGUGAGUACAUGUGGGGGUUGUUUUUCUAUUCCUGUGAUACUUCCCUUAUUUCGAUCCUGUGAUACUUCAGUUAGAAGGAUGUUCUCCAGUUCCACCCAGAUUGUUAUAAAAGGUAUUGGUUCACUAUUUUUUUGUGGCUGACUAAUACUCCAUGGUAUACAUAUACCACAUUUUAUUAAUCAAUAAUUAUUGAUGUGUACUUGGGUUUAUUCCACCACUUUUUAUUUGUGAAUUGUGCUGUAAUAAACAUUCAAGUUCAAGUGUCUUUUUAACAAAUGACUUUUUUCCUUUUGUUAAACACCAAAUAGUGGGAUUGCUUGAUCAAAUGCUAAGUCUACUUUUAGAGAUUGGACUAGUUGGCAGUCCCACCACCAAUGGCUUUUAUCAAAAGUGUUCUUUUAUCAAAGAACACUUACACAUUGUUGGUGUAAGUGUUCCUUUAUCUCCACAUCCACACCAGCAUCUGUUGUUUUGGGACUUUUUGAUAAAAGCCAUUCUCACUGGAGUGAGGUGAUAGCUCAUUAUGGCUUUGAUUUUUGAUGAUUAGAGACAUUAAGCAGUUUUUCGUAUGUUACUGGCCUUUCAUAUAUCUUCUUUUGAAAAGCUUCUGUUCAUGUCUUCGGCCCACUACUAAAUGGGGUUGAUUUUUUUUUUCUUUCUUUCUUUUUUUUGCUGAUUUUCUCCCAUUCUGUAGAUUUUCCUUGGCUGUGCAGAAACUUUAUAAUUUGGUUAGGUCCCAUUUAUUUAUUUUUGUUAUUGCUAUAAAUGCUUUUGGGGUCUUGUACAGCCACACGUGGAAGACUGAAACAGGAUCUGCCCCUUUUACCACUCACAAAAAUUAAUUCAUGAUGGAUAGCAUGCUUAGACCUCAGGCAUGAAACUAUAAUAAUUAUGGGAAAAAAAUCUUGGAAACACUCUUAAAGAUUUCAGCCUAGACAAAGAAUUUAUGUUUUGUUUUGUUUUGUUUUGGAAUCAAAUGUUCUGAGCAGUAUCAAAUGUUCAUUUGUUAAACGAAUCAAAAAAGAAGAAACCAUACAAUAUUUUAAAAAUUGUGUCCAAAAGAGGAAACAUGCAAAAAGCAUUUCAACAAAACAUGAGUUGAAAUGACAAGUACACUCAGUACUGAGAUCCACAGCAUCAUUUUGAAUAUUAUUCUAUGGCAGUAGGCUGCUGGCUUCCCCUCAUUCCUCUGGUCUGAAAUUGGAUUCUUAUUAUUUAUGGCUAUGUGUAGUGUUCUGUUGGUAAUUUUCCUUAUAGCACAGGUGGAAAAGGUACUGGUAACUUUGCAGUUAAGUGGGAAUCAGGUUUAUAGUGUAGUUCAGGCUAGGCAUUUCUAGGGGGCUUGUUGACCUGAGUCCAAGUUCCUUAUACCCUCGAGGCUACCAAUAACCUGGUGGUCUACACAGUAUGUCUCGCACCCAGGAGGCUCAGGACUAAAAUUCUGGGGGUCCUUUUGACCAGAGUCCAGGAUCCUGCACCCCUCUUUCAGGUGUCAUAAAUGGCCCAAUUAUUACCUGGUGGCUGAGAACAGAAUGCCUAGCAACUAAAGAUUAUUACUUGAGUCCUGCACAAGCAUACAUAGAAAUCACAGAAGCAAGUUAGGCAGGUUUUUCCCCAAUUUGUAAAGUGUAUAUUGUAAUUACAUGGUGUGCCUGCAUGAUUUUCUUUUCCUUUGUUUGCCUUCUUGAGGUACCUUUGCUAAGUUUUUGCAUUAUGUUGUGAAUGCGAUUUAUGAUUUUUCAUUGAAUAUAGAUAGCACAAUGGACCAUGGCUGCACUUCCUGGCUGCACUUGAGAUGCUGCUAGUUAUAGGGUAAGCCUCUCACAGGCUCCCAUUGGUUAAUUAAUUCACAUGAGAUAACUGAAUCUGAAUUUUUCUUGUGUCAACUGCCCUCAGUGCAGCUCCUGGCAAAGGUUGUGAGGACCCAGGCCCCCACACAGUUACAGACCACUGAUUAUUUUAUAAUUAAAUUUUUAUGAUUGUGGUAAGGCAGAUCUUACAGUAAUGCUUUUAAAGUGUCAGAAAUAGUUACAUUGACAAACAUUUUCUUAGUCAAUCCUGAAUUGAUCAUGAUUUGUGAUUCUGCAUUUCCAUGCAGGCUUCAAUGUGGUUGUUCUUGAAUUGCUAGCAUUUCUUUUUUCAAACUUCUCAAUUUGAAGCUAUUCUAAAUUUGAAGGACAUCUUUUGACAGCUUCCUUACCUGGUAUUCUUCCAUUAUCCAGCCCUAUGAAAUACUAAGAUAAACUACUUGGAAUUUGGAAAUUUUAUCAAAUGUACUCAUUAUUGGGGCAGUAAUAACAUUUACAUGCCUCCCUUUAUUGCUUGCAAUAAAAAAUGUAUCUUUUGGAAAGGAUUAUAUGUCAGAAUGUAUAAGGUGGAACUGUUUCAUAUGAAAAUCAUAGGAUAGGGAAUUAUGAUUAUGACAUUAAAACUUCAAAAAGUAGAUUGCCGGGCAUGGUGGCUCAUGCCUAUAAUCCUAGCACUCUGUGAGGCCGAGGUGAGUGGAUUGCUUGAAAUCAGGAGUUUAAGAUCAGCUUAAGUAAGAGUGAGACCCUGUCUCUACUAAAAAGUAGCCCAGCAUUGUGGCAGGCGCCUGUCUGUAGUCCCACCUACUAGAGAGGCUGAGGCAAGAGAAUCACUUGAGCUCAAGAGUUUGAGGUUGCUGUGAGCUGUGAUGCUACAGCACUCUACCAAGGGCGACAAAGUGAGACUCUUGUCUUAAAAAAAAAAAGAAAGAAAAACUAAUAACAAA
Nycticebus coucang (slow loris) is the source of this 6026-nucleotide messenger RNA. RefSeq names its product zinc finger protein-like. Gene Ontology annotation, biological process: regulation of DNA-templated transcription. The transcript has 5 exons. Bases 244 to 2283 code for a protein of 679 amino acids. The record is from RefSeq and is a predicted model, not a curated record. Lineage: Eukaryota; Metazoa; Chordata; Mammalia; Primates; Lorisidae.